AUGGGCAAGAGGAAGGCUUCAGGCAUUCUCCCUUCCAUCAGCCUCUCCAGUAUCCGACAGGACCGCGGGCCGCCCAUCUGCGCCGCGGGCUGCUCAUCCGAGCAGAGCGGGGCCGCCUCGUCCAGCUGCGGGCCACGCCCGCCCGAGGGCGGGGACAUCAGGCAGAGGCCGCGUCUGCAGUUCGCCGAGCGCUCAGACGCCCCGAGGGUCGAGUUCACGAGAGGCGGAUCACAGCAGGCGGCACUGGCAGCGGCGAGGUCAGAGGAUUCCAGACACGAGGCUUUGGCGAGAUUGCAGGAGGACUUCGUCGCGGCCUCAGCCAAAGGAGCGAAGGACUCACUGCUUAAAACGUGGCAGACACUGCACAUCAACUGGUUCGGCCCGCACACGCCAGUACUGCCCCUCACAGCUGAGAAGCUGCAGGCGGUCGGCGCGCUCUUCAAAGCGGGCAAGUACAGGUCGUUCGCGAACUACCUCACGAAGAUCAAGGAGCUGCACCUGGAGCAGGGUGGCGAGUGGUCAGACCAGCUCGACCUGGAAGCGAGGCGCGUCACUAGAUCCGUACUCAGGGGCAUCGGGCCAGGCAACCAGAAGGAGCCGAUAGACCUCACUGCGAUCGUCCAGCUAGCCAAGGACGGCAAGAUCAGCGACCUACCCGUUACGCCAGCUGGACCAAUUGGCCCUGGGAACAUGACGGCGGCAAGCGUGUUCUUCAUGCUGCGGGAGAUCGAGAGUUCGCUCACGCUGUACGCUAAUGUGAUUAUCGACGUAGAUCGCCAGGAGGUCAAGUGGAUUCUCCCAGGCUCGAAGGCGGACCCUUCAGCUCUGACUACGUCGCGUGCGUGGGGCUGCUUGUGCGAGGCAGCGUCUAGCUUCGCAUGCACGUUCCACGCGGCCAAGAGGCAGAAGGAGCUGGUACACCGCAGCUUCGCCGACCCGCAGGGAGUCACCCCCCCAGGAUUGCCGUUCUUCCCGACGAUCACGGGCAAGACCGUCCAGAAGGAGGAGGUGGUGGCCACGUACGAGACCAUGUACACCAUGGCGGGCCUCCCCAUCAAGGACGCGGACGGCAACAGGCUCCUGGGCGGCCACUCUGCGAGGUUGGGCGGAGCCAGGAUGCUGGCGUCCGUGGGCCUGCACGUCUACCAGAUAGAGUUGAUGGCGAGAUGGCACUCGCCGAUGCUGCUACACUACGCCAAGGAGGCACCACUGAAUAAGAUCACGCAGGACUUCGUCGAGAAGAAAAGCCUUCUACAUGUCAAUGAGGCGCUGCAGGCACUACGAGUACGGCUAGAUGAACUAGCCACAAGAGAAAAGCAGGAGGCCGGCGCGGCUUCACGAGAGGCCAUCAGCCAGCUCGAGGCGAAGAUCAACGAGGUCGACUCCAAGACGGCGGCGGCGCUGCAGAAGGAGAUCAGCGACCUCAGGAGCGGGCUAUGCACGCCCGCGAAGGGCGCCAUCAUCAAGAACAACGCGACGGGCUCCUGGCACGCCGUCGCGAUCGAGGGAAUGCAUAUCGAGCCGGACCUGUGGCGUACCAGAUGUGGCUGGAAGUUCAGCAGGUCGAGCUACUCGAGGCGGGUCGGCGACCUGCCAGAGGACGUCGACCAGAAGCGGGUGUGCGAGAAGUGCUUCGGGGUCCGCGUGGACGGCUAG
This is a messenger RNA of Prorocentrum cordatum, 1656 nucleotides long. The record is from the annotation of a GenBank genome assembly. Lineage: Eukaryota; Dinophyceae; Prorocentrales; Prorocentraceae.